AUGCCAGGAAGAAACAUCAGCCUGGCGGUGAACUGUGACAAACUUCAGGAAGUACGGCUGGAAAAUGGAGCUUCCAGUUGGAUUUGUGAAUUAGAGGGUGACUGGGAUGUGGCGCUGACGGAACUGCAGGCUCAAAUCGCCUUCCUGCAGGGUGAGCGGAGGGGUCAGGAGAACCUGAAGAAAGACCUGGUCAGAAGAAUCAAGAUGCUGGAGUACGCCCUCAAACAAGAGAGAGCCAAAUACCACAAACUGAAGUACGGCACCGAGCUGAACCAGGGAGAGAUCCAAGCUCCCAGCUACGAUUCAGAUGAGGGGAACGACGGCGAGCUCUCCAGUCCUCCGAACAGCAGCCAUCAGCUCAGCUGGAAACAAGGACGCCAGCUGCUCCGCCAGUACCUGCAGGAGGUGGGCUACACGGACACCAUCCUGGAUGUGAAGUCCCAGCGGGUCAGGGUGCUGCUGGGUUUGACCACAGACUCUGGAGACAAACCCUCAGAACCCAAAGCCGAGCCCAUGAUCAACGGCACCGAGCCGUCCUCACUGAAGGACAGUGGCGUCAUCAGUAAACCGGACAUGUCGGACUCAGCCACCGUGUUGGAGGCCUUCAAGUUCAUCGAGAGCGCCGCCGCAGAGUUCAGCGACGAAGACGAGGAGGAGGACAGUGAAGGACGGGACAAGACCACCCUGGACCUGCCUGCAAUGAUGAGGAAGAAGCAGUCCUCUACACCAUCCUCCAUGACCUCUGACCUCAGUGAUGACCCCGACACAGAGGAGGCGCUGAAGGGUUUUGCUUUCCUGGCCAGUCCCGACGAGCUGGAUGUUUCUCCAGAGUCCAGGAGCAGGGAGGACAGCGAGGAGUGGGAGAAGGAGGAGCAGCCUCCCACCGGCGAGGUGUCCUGGGACGUGGACCAGGGUCUGAUCGCCCAGCUCAAGGAGCAGUACAGGAAGGAACGCAAGGGCAAGAAGGGGGUGAAGAGACCGAACCGGUCUAAGCUCCAGGACAUGCUGUCUAACCUGCGGGAUGUGGAGGAGCUUCCCUCCAUGAUGGGUCCAUCCCGGCCCGCCGUGCCCAGGCUCAGCGAGCACGAUGUCGGACGCCCAGAAGACGAGGCCAUGACCUUCCUGCCAUCAACUGGGAAGUCCUUCAUCCUGGGCAGAGUGGACGAGGCGGUCUCUAACGAGCUGGGACUGGGAGAACUGGCCGGACUAACUGUGGCCAACGAAGCUGAGAGCAUGGCGUACAACAUCACCAGUAACAACGACGCCCUGAGGAAGACCUGGAACCCAAAGUUCACCCUUCGGAGCCACUUUGACUCUGUCAGAAGCCUGGCCUUCCACCCAGUGGAGCCGGUCCUGGUCACCGCCUCUGAGGACCACACCCUCAAACUGUGGAACCUCCAGAAGACGGCACCGGCCAAAAAAUGUGCUGCUCUGGAUGUCGAGCCGAUCUACACGUUCAGAGCCCACAGCGGUGCGGUGCUGAGCGUGACCAUGAGCUCCAGCGGUGAGCAGUGCUUCAGCGGCGGUGUGGAUGGAACCAUUCAGAGCUGGAACACACCAAACCCAAACAUCGACCCCUACGACUCCUACGAGCCAUCUGUCCUGCGGGGGGCGCUCUGCGGUCACACAGACGCUGUUUGGGGACUGGUCUAUAGCUCCGCCCACUGCCGCCUCCUCUCCUGCUCAGCAGAUGGAACGGUCCGGCUUUGGAAUGGCGACGACGCGACCUCUCUGGCUGUUUUCAACAGGAGAGGAGAGCUGGGCGUGCCGACCUCGGUGGACCUGGUCAGCAGCGAGCCGGCUCACAUGGUGACGUCGUUCUGCAGCGGCCACAUCGGACUUUACAACAUGGAGACACAACAGCUGCUGCUGACGCUGGAAUCUGCCGGAUCACCAGAGGCACCGUGCAAGAUCAACAAAGUGCUGAGUCAUCCCACGCUGCCGAUCACCAUCACGGCGCAGGAGGACCGCCACAUCCAGUUCUUCGACAACAACACAGGUAAACUGAUCCACUCGAUGGUCGCACACCUGGACUCUGUCACAAGUCUGGCUGUGGAUCCAAACGGACUCUACCUGAUGUCCGGAAGUCAUGACUGCUCGAUCCGUCUCUGGAACAUGGAGACCAAGACCUGCAUCCAGGAGUUCACGGCUCACAGGAAAAAGUUUGAGGAGUCCAUCCACGACGUGGCCUUCCACCCCACAAAGUGCUACAUUGGCAGCGCCGGGGCAGACGCCCUCGCCAAGGUCUUCGUAUGACCAGUCUGAGCCUGCACCUGCUGCUAACCGUUUGGACCACAAAUCCAUGACGAAGGAGGAGUUCCUGUUUGCAGUGGGCGGGGCUUUGAUGUGCAGACAGACUGAAUGGAAAGGAAGCGUGAGAGCUCAUCGCCAUGGUAAUCCUGACGCACACCACUCCUUUAAGAUUCCUCACGCCCUCUGACCCGGGCUGGCCCGAGUCCUGGUCCAAACCCCUGGAUGAGAAAACAGAAACAUUGUGCGUUUACUGAAGUGUUUGUUUGUUUGCAGGUCGACGUUUUCCUCAGAGCGAGAAACCGAUUAUCAUCAUGUGCCUUUUUCUUCACUUCUUUUCACUCUCCAGGAUUUUACUUUUCUGCAGCAGACGAAAGACAACAAACGGUUUCAUUUCCACGAUGAGACACAUCACAGCACGGUCACCCGACCGUGACAUUUUAGUGCACCUCCAUUAAAUUCAAAAUUUAAAGGUUUUUUCUUUAGCUGAGAUUUUCUCGCUCACAUAAAAAAAGAUUAAAGAACGACUCACAAAUAUUGUGAUUCUGAUGCAGAAAACUGGAAUUAUUUCAAAUAUGAGCAGGAGAUUUGCUCAACAGCAAACUCAGAAAACUUGUUUUCAUUCAUCUGACAUUUGGGGAAAAAACAGGAUUCAUUCUGCAGCUUUAAUAUCAGACAAAAUAAAUUCUCAGGUUAAAUUCAAGUCUUUUUAAAGUUGGACUAUUUCUGGAUUUACUGUAAUCUUGUGUUAUUUGAACACUCGGGUUUGUUUACCUGCUGUUAUGUUCAAGCAGUAUUUUACAAAAGAUCACUUUCAUCGAAAUGAGGUCAAAGGUCGGGAUUAUUAAUAAAACAUUCAUAGAUUUCUGAUAUACAACAAAUCUGAACAAAUGAGUAAAAAAACA
Messenger RNA from Thalassophryne amazonica, 3155 nucleotides. RefSeq names its product striatin, calmodulin binding protein (gene strn). The record is from RefSeq and is a predicted model, not a curated record. Gene Ontology annotation, cellular component: dendrite. The transcript is spliced from 20 exons. Gene Ontology annotation, molecular function: calmodulin binding; armadillo repeat domain binding; protein phosphatase 2A binding. Lineage: Eukaryota; Metazoa; Chordata; Actinopteri; Batrachoidiformes; Batrachoididae. The coding region runs from base 1 to 2256 and encodes 751 amino acids.